AUGUAUGCCACUGGUAUUUCUCGAUCUCCGGAGAAGUUGAUCGGUAGAUUGGGUCUGGAGUCGCAUCGACACUUUAUUCUGUUCAUCUUCCCCGUCCGCAAAAGCGACGAUGUCGUCUACGUCGUUGGCGAGAUGCACCGAUACCAUCUCUGGGUGUUCGACUCUGCGCCGCUGGUGCUUCCACGCCUCGAGGAGCACGUUUCUAACGGUGGUGGCGUCGACAUUGGCAGAGUCAGGAGCUUCUCCAAGGGCAUCGACACGGAGGUGCUGGGAGAUCCAGUCGAAAUCCUGCGAUCUUGCCUCCAGGCUUCGACUUCUUUGUGGUGA
Colletotrichum aenigma is the source of this 327-nucleotide messenger RNA. RefSeq lists its product as uncharacterized. The record is from RefSeq and is a predicted model, not a curated record. The transcript has a single exon. The coding region runs from base 1 to 327 and encodes 108 amino acids. NCBI's taxonomy places the organism in Eukaryota, Fungi, Ascomycota, Sordariomycetes, Glomerellales, Glomerellaceae.